CCCUCUGCUGCCCAGUCGCACCGCCAGCAGGCUGAGGGCGGCAGGGAGCUAGCUAGCGGUGACUGCAGGCGACAGGACUGACCCGAGCCGAGCUGUCGCCUUCCUCACGGCCCGCUAUCCAGGUGUGUGAACCUGUGCAGUGCUCCAAGAUGAUCUGGGGUGUUUUAAUGAUGGCGAUUCUACUUCCUCAGUCUUUAGCCCAUCCAGGGUUUUUUACGUCAAUUGGUCAGAUGACUGACUUGAUCCAUAAUGAGAAAGACCUGGUGACAUCACUGAAAGAUUAUAUUAAAGCAGAAGAGGACAAAUUAGAGCAAAUCAAAAAAUGGGCGGAGAAGUUAGACCGGCUAACCAGUACAGCAACAAAAGAUCCAGAGGGGUUUGUCGGCCAUCCCGUAAAUGCGUUCAAGUUAAUGAAACGUCUGAACACUGAGUGGAGUGAGCUGGAGAAUCUGGUCCUCAAGGACAUGUCGGAUGGCUUCAUCUCUAACCUAACCAUUCAGAGGCAGUACUUCCCUAAUGAUGAAGAUCAGGUUGGAGCAGCUAAAGCUCUGUUUCGUCUGCAAGACACCUACAAUCUGGACACAAAUACCAUCUCAAAGGGCAAUCUUCCAGGAGUGCAACACAAGUCUUUCCUAACAGCCGAGGACUGCUUUGAGCUGGGCAAAGUGGCCUAUACAGAAGCAGAUUAUUACCACACAGAACUGUGGAUGGAACAGGCUCUGGCGCAGCUGGAGGAGGGCGAGGUGUCUACGGUAGAUAAAGUCUCUGUUCUGGAUUAUUUGAGCUAUGCAGUGUACCAACAGGGAGACCUGGAUAAGGCACUUUUGCUCACAAAGAAGCUUCUCGAACUAGAUCCUGAACAUCAGAGAGCUAAUGGUAACUUAGUAUAUUUUGAGUAUAUAAUGAGUAAAGAAAAAGAUGCCAAUAAGUCUGCUUCGGAUGACCAAUCUGAUCAGAAAACUACACCAAAGAAAAAAGGGAUUGCUGUGGAUUACCUGCCGGAGAGACAGAAGUACGAAAUGCUGUGCCGUGGGGAGGGUAUCAAAAUGACUCCCCGGAGACAGAAAAGGCUGUUCUGCCGCUACCAUGAUGGGAACCGGAAUCCUAAGUUCAUCCUGGCCCCAGCCAAGCAGGAGGACGAGUGGGACAAGCCCCGGAUUAUCCGUUUCCAUGACAUCAUCUCUGACGCGGAGAUUGAGAUCGUCAAAGACUUAGCAAAACCAAGGCUGAGGCGAGCCACCAUUUCAAACCCAGUAACAGGAGCCUUGGAGACGGUACAUUACAGAAUUAGCAAAAGUGCUUGGCUGUCCGGUUACGAAGACCCUGUGGUGUCCCGAAUCAAUAUGAGAAUACAAGAUCUCACAGGACUGGAUGUCUCUACAGCCGAGGAGUUACAGGUAGCAAAUUACGGAGUUGGAGGACAGUAUGAGCCCCAUUUUGACUUUGCAAGGAAAGAUGAGCCGGAUGCUUUUAGAGAGCUUGGGACAGGAAAUAGGAUCGCCACGUGGCUGUUCUACAUGAGUGAUGUGUCUGCUGGAGGAGCUACUGUUUUUCCUGAAGUGGGAGCCAGUGUUUGGCCCAAAAAAGGCACUGCUGUCUUCUGGUAUAACCUGUUUGCCAGUGGGGAAGGAGAUUACAGUACACGGCAUGCAGCCUGUCCCGUGCUAGUUGGAAACAAAUGGGUAUCCAACAAAUGGCUCCAUGAACGUGGACAAGAAUUUCGAAGGCCGUGUACUCUGUCAGAAUUGGAAUGACAACCAGGCUUCCCUUGGCUCCUGCUGUCCUCUAAUGCACCAGGCACGAUUGCUGACUAUAACUCUCAGACGUUUACAGCUGACUAACACUCCAUGAUUGACUGGGUCAUGAGCCUCAUCCCCAUGUCUCAUCUGUGGACAAUCACUUAUUGGGUGGAUUGUUUUUUUUAAUUAACACUCAAUCACCAUAGUAUGUGAAACUUAUGGUUCAGUUAUCACAGGAUACAGGGCAUUUAAAAUGAGGAACCUAAUUUUGUUGUUUAAAAGGGUUUUUUGGUUAAUUUUUUUUUAAAAAAGCAUCUAGGAGUAGAUUUCACCACAUGUCAGGAGCUGGUGGAGCAGGCAAGGCUGUGUGGCAGACGUGCAGACGGCAGGCAUGCAGAUGGCAGGCAUACAGACGCCCAUGCGCUACUCUUCCGCUGUCUGGACUGCUGAGCACGGGUAACUAACUAGGGCCCAGUCAGGUCUGCUAGUCCAUGUGCAGAGCUCCUGUUAUUUAAAGAAACUCUUUUUAUCAAAUCCCCCUCCUCACCACGGGUGAAUUCAGCCAGUUUGAGAAAAUUACUUUGUUCAAACAGUCCUGUGGAACUGGCCUCCCAACCGAGAGCUCAGACUUCGCCCUUUUCCUCAGUGACUGCUGGUUGUCCAGAGACUGUUCCAAGUGCCAAUCCGCUGCAGCAGGCGCUGGGGUUGGCAUUCCAAUUAAAUUCUGUGCCUUAGGAGACUGGGAGUUAAAAAAUGGACAGGUCCUUGUACUGAGGGAGUUGAUUUUUAAAAAGAAAUGUUUUAUAAGAAGCCAAGAUGUUUGUUUUUUUCCAUUCUGAAAUGUGUUAUGAUAACAAUGACCUAUUUAUGAUCUUAAAUCUUUUUUUUUAAAAAGUCUCUGUGUGGUAUUUUCAUGUUUAAAUCCAAAUGUAAAAAUUGAGCGCUGCUCCCAGGCCAGUUCUAAUUUACUUCUUUACUGCAUAGUGGUUAGACAUUUAGUCACCCAGAAUAUGCGUCCUCGGGAUAUAGCUUCGGAGAAUUUGUUCCAAGACUGUGACGCUUUGAUAUGAGUUGUUACAGUAAAGACAUGUGCAGUUUCUCCUAUUCAGAAGCAGGGGUGUGGUCUUGAGGCCCUGCACUUGAUGAAUAUGAAGGAAUUCUUUACACAGGGCUCCGGCUCACUUUGAUACUCUGGGAAAGUAGAUAUUAAAAUGAGCUGUGUCCAUCACAAGGAUUUUAGCAAAAAA
Messenger RNA from Mus pahari (shrew mouse), 2986 nucleotides. It is a transcript of the gene P4ha1, whose product is annotated as prolyl 4-hydroxylase subunit alpha 1. Gene Ontology annotation, cellular component: endoplasmic reticulum. NCBI's taxonomy places the organism in Eukaryota, Metazoa, Chordata, Mammalia, Rodentia, Muridae. The transcript is spliced from 15 exons. Gene Ontology annotation, molecular function: L-ascorbic acid binding; iron ion binding; procollagen-proline 4-dioxygenase activity. Gene Ontology annotation, biological process: peptidyl-proline hydroxylation to 4-hydroxy-L-proline. Bases 150 to 1754 code for a protein of 534 amino acids. The record is from RefSeq and is a predicted model, not a curated record.